Drosophila mojavensis is the source of this 828-nucleotide messenger RNA. Its product is annotated as NPC intracellular cholesterol transporter 2 homolog a. The record is from RefSeq and is a predicted model, not a curated record. Bases 117 to 569 code for a protein of 150 amino acids. Lineage: Eukaryota; Metazoa; Arthropoda; Insecta; Diptera; Drosophilidae. Gene Ontology annotation, molecular function: sterol binding. Gene Ontology annotation, biological process: intracellular cholesterol transport. The transcript has a single exon.
UUAUCUACCGUUUUGUAGUCAUAUUUCAGUUGUAGCUAAGGCAUUGUCGAGCAAAUUGUAUGAGCUUGCGUUUAGUGUUUUCUCGCCGGAACUUUUAAUUGAAGUAAAUAAGCAAUAUGUUUACGUUAUGCGUGCUUAUUUCGUCGCUACUUCUGACGCUGCAGCUGGGUACAGCCUUAGAAUUUCAAGAUUGUGGAUCAAAGACGGGAAAAUUUACUCAAGUCACCAUUGAAGGCUGUGAUACCACAAAGCCGGAGUGCCUUCUACAACGAAAUACCAAUGUUUCAAUUUCGAUAGACUUUGCAUUGGCCGAGACGGCUUCUGUCGUUAAAACCGUUGUGCACGGCAAGGUUUUGGGCAUCGAAAUGCCCUUUCCACUCACUAAUCCCGAUGCCUGCCUUAACAGCGGACUCAAGUGUCCAUUAGAAAAUAACGAAGCUUAUAGAUAUACGGCCACGCUGCCUGUACUGAAGAGUUAUCCAAAGGUCUCAGUGCUAGUUAAAUGGGAGCUGAAGGACCAGAACAGUGUGGAUAUCGUAUGCGUUGAAAUUCCUGCUAAAAUACAAUAAUAUGCGGGCACUUGAAACUGUUCAACUUGCAUCGCUAUAUUCUUAUUGUAAUCUAAUUUAAAAUAAAGAAAAAAGCAACAAAAAAAAAAAAUUUAUUUAAAUGAUUUCGUUCAUUAAGAGGCCGAGCUAUUUCGGUUGACUGUCACUGCCAUCGUUUUCUUUGUUUGCAUUUUUAUUGCUUUUUCCGCUAUGUGUGGAUUGUAUGUAAUAAAUAAAGGUGAAGAAACGGAUAAAUUAUCUGUCUUAUCUGUCUUGCCAA